This is a messenger RNA of Schistocerca cancellata (South American locust), 3747 nucleotides long. RefSeq names its product protein CASC3-like. The record is from RefSeq and is a predicted model, not a curated record. Gene Ontology annotation, cellular component: exon-exon junction complex. Gene Ontology annotation, biological process: mRNA processing. Gene Ontology annotation, molecular function: mRNA binding. The transcript has 11 exons. The coding region runs from base 198 to 2675 and encodes 825 amino acids. Lineage: Eukaryota; Metazoa; Arthropoda; Insecta; Orthoptera; Acrididae.
UCUGGUGACUUAGAUCUCUCAAAAUACGUACAUUAAACAUUUGUUGAAGUGCCUUAAUUAAAAGUGCUACUGUGUGUGUAUGUUUUUGUUUGUUACAAAAGCUGUAACUUAAAAACAUAUUCUGCCAAAGUUAUUUGUGUACAUGUUAGGUAUGUAAAAGGCGAAAAUUUUAAAAGGCAGUAAGGUAAUUAAACAAGAUGUCCGAAAGAAUCAGGCGUAGAGAGACAACUUCUGGCGAGUCUGAAGGAUUGUCAGAAAGCUCUUUCGAUGGUCUGGACGUCAAGAAAGGCUCAGAAGGAGAAACAGAUGGCACAAUAAGUACUGAAGGUCAAAAAUCUUACGAGUAUGAUGGAACAGUGGAUAAUGAUGGUGAUGACUCCAGAUCAGAUUGUUCGCCCCCAAGGGAUGGAGAUGAUGGAGACAGUGACAGUAUUGUAAUUGAAUAUGAAAGAGAAGAAGGUGAUGGACAGGAGAGUGUACCACCCAAGGAAAAAAAAUUGGAUGAUGAUGAAGACAGAAGAAAUCCCCAAUACAUACCAAAAAAGGGUACAUUCUAUGAGCAUGAUGACAGAACUGUUGCAGAAGAUGUUGAUGAAGAAGCAGCUGAUAAAGAAAGUGAACGAGGGAAGGAAAUUCAGGCAACUGAUAAGAAGAAAGUGUGGAAGGAAAAUGAGAAUCGCUGGAGUCAUGAUAGAUACAAUGAAGAUGAACAGACACCAAAGUCCAGAGAAGAACUGGUAGCAAUUUACGGCUAUGACAUUCGUAAUGAAGAAGCCCCACCUCGUGCUCGUAGGAGAAGGCGUUAUGGCCGAGGUCCAAAUAAAUACACACGCACUUGGGAGGAUGAAGAUGCUUAUACUAAAACAGCAGCUGCUCUUGGUUUACGUGGAGGACGUCGUGGAGGAGGUGUGGUGGGAAGAGGAGGGCGUCGUAAUACUGAGGAAUUCCCUCCUUUGCAACAAAACCAACAGCAACAGCAACAAAUCUCAUCUCAGUCAGAGGGGGAGGAGAGGGUUGUUGACCAGCGUGUUAAGGGUAUUCCUUCACCAACACUGGAUAAAAAGGGAGCUCAAAACAGGAACGAAGAAAGACAAGCGACCUCAGGAAAAGAUGGUGGUACCAUCACUAUUACAAACUGUAAUGUAUGGAAGAAGGACACUAAUCAGAAUAAUGUAGAAAACAGAAAGGAUGAAGUGAUUCAGAAGUCUCAACCCCCUACCUGGAAAAAUUCACACCAACUAUGUACAACAAAUAAAAGCCAAAUUAUUGUUGAAGAUGAUAAAAAGGAAGAAAAUAGUAAUAAGUGGAAAGGUACUGGGGCAAAUCGGGGUAGGGGACGUGCGAUCUGUGAAACAAAUGAUAGUAGUGUGACAAUAGGGGGAGAAAGUGGGCGGCGAUCUCGUGGUCGUGGAACCUCAAAAGCUGGUCAUGGUGGCAGGGGAGCGGCAGUGCAUCAUCAUUCCAAUAGUGAUGGACGAAGCCUAUCUGAAACAAGAGUAUCCUCUCAUGAUGAAGGCAGCAGCAGUGAAAGUGGAGGUGCUGGUUAUCAGAUACAGAGCCAAGUGAUAACGAGGUCGCAGGAUGAUGCAAGUAAGGAGCUAAGCCAGCUGUCCCUGAAUGAACAGCGUGGGACUAAAGAAAGUAGGCGGUCAAACAAAAACCAGCCAAACUUCCACCAAAAUACAGAAAGAAGGCAGGCAGUUGUUCCUCCAAGAAUGCAACAGGAAAAUGCAGCGAACAGGCCUAAACGUUACUCAUCUCAGAGGCAGCGGUCCUUACCAGAGAGCAAUGGACCUACGUAUGCACAGCAGCCUCAUGGAUAUUAUUCACCUGGAUAUGUCCAGCAACCUGUGUAUGCAGAGGCACCCCCACCACCUCCUCAGCAACCACCACCCCCACCGCCUCCACAACCUGCUCCUAUGAUGCCUCAUCAUCAGCCACCUACGUUUCCACCUCCGUAUGCAUCACCUACAGCAUAUAUGCAACCAGUACCUGCACCACCACCACCACGUAUUUUGCAGCCUCCUCAUGGUCCACCACCAGGACCAUAUGUACAGCCACCACCACCGACUGCUCCAAUAAUAAAUUACAUACCAGCUCAGGGACAGUUCCCACCCCAAGGGUAUCCUGCCUUCCAAGGUUAUGCACCUGUGGCUCCAGGGCAGCCGCCAGAGCUUUUCCAAGCCCAAGGAAUCACAUAUUAUAGCACAGAAGAACAAGUGAUGUCACGGCCACCGCCUGUAGCCCAGAAACGCCAGCGUGCAGCUAUUCCUAUUGUUCCACCACCAGAAGGAAUGUCAAAGGGUCGUGGCCGCUUACGGGACAGUGACAUUGGUGUUGCGCCUGAUCCUGGUCCAGGUGGUGAUGUCACAGUACCUCCAGUGCAGGAUAUUCAGAUUUCAGAGCAAGACCAAGAACCAACCCCAACUGCAGUUACUGACCAGUAUGCCGAUGCACCUCAGGAUACUACAUUAGUCCCAAGUCCAGCGCCAGCUGAGAGCAUUGUUACUGCUAAUGCAGCAAUAGAACAGGAGUCUUGUUUGUAUUGGGACUCUACCCAGCUUCAUAAAAUAUUCCUGUGUGGUCUAGAAAGAAGUAUACCUGUAGAUUCAAAUCCUUUUCUCUUUGAGAAUUACAUCAUUAAUGCAAGUAUUGCAGCUCCUUAUUUGCAGUAGCAUAGUGGAAAGAAAAUGCUUUUAAAUUAUAUUUGCAAAAGAAUCACGACAGAUUUGCUGUAAGCUAUUUAGAAUCACAUAUUAUUAUGUUAAAUUUUCUGUACUGUUGUCAAAUUACAGUUCUUAAGAUAACUUACUUAUAAGAAUGAAUGUAUUAUUCGAUGCAAAACUAUACUUGUCAUACAGACUAGGCAAUUGUAGCUGUUGCUGUAAGAAAUGAAGUGUGAGUGCUUCCCAGGAAUCUAAGAAAUUAUAACACAGCCUGGCAUUUCCCCCCAUGUGCCAUUUACACAGGGUCCAUGCAUGUAUAAUGGCACUGUAGUUUUCAAAGUGAUACAUGCAGAGGGACAAAGACGAAAGGAAAGAUGAAAAAUUUUUGUGUUUAUUCCACAUAUUUGUCUUAUGAUUAUGAGUGAUUGCCUUCAGGUUAUUGUUUUAGUUUUGGUGGAUAAUAACAGUAACAUAGCAGUAAAAUUGUCGUCUGAAAUAUGUUAAAUAGAAUAUGAUUUUGGUAUCACUGAUAGGAGCAAUUGUACAAGUGAAGUCAUUUUUUAUUUACAGUUAACAUACACAAUUUAUCGCACAGAAAAAAAGUCAUGUGAACAAUGUCCAUAUGAAAAGACAACAUUUCACCAUUAGUUAAAAAUAAUUGUUACAAGCAAAUAUUAUUUAAUAUCUUGUUGGCAAUGUUUUACUUUCUGUAAUUUAUUUAUGACAUACUCCAUGCAGAAUGGAUUUCAUUACUGAUGUGGUUGACUACUAGUUCCUAUUGCUUUGUGUUGUACAGGUUCUUUGUUUUUCUAGUAUUGUACAGAUUGUACUUUGAAAGUUGUUCUGUCACCUUGUUGGUAGUGGAAUGUAUUUAGUUAAUGAGAUUCACUUUUCAGAUGUGCAUUGUAAAUGUCAAUAAUGUAGACAAAAAGAAGAUAACCUCUACAUAUAAAGUUGUCAAUUAUAAUAACUUUAUUAGCUACAGAAUAUCUCAGUUGUUAAGGUCUUUGGAUUAUGCAAUUGAACAUUUUUGAUUAUGAAUAAAAUGAUCACUUUUUGACAGCAUACAUGAGUUCCAUGU